Triticum dicoccoides is the source of this 3076-nucleotide messenger RNA. RefSeq names its product phospholipase D delta-like. Gene Ontology annotation, molecular function: D-type glycerophospholipase activity; calcium ion binding. The transcript is spliced from 10 exons. The record is from RefSeq and is a predicted model, not a curated record. Lineage: Eukaryota; Viridiplantae; Streptophyta; Magnoliopsida; Poales; Poaceae. Gene Ontology annotation, biological process: phospholipid catabolic process; phosphatidylcholine metabolic process. The coding region runs from base 214 to 2802 and encodes 862 amino acids. Gene Ontology annotation, cellular component: plasma membrane.
ACCUCACCACCCACCUCCUCCUCCAGCUUUGCCGUUCGGGGUCCGCGUCCUCCCCGCGUGGGUGGCCUCGCGUCGCCUGCCGCCCCCACCGGAAUCCCCGCCGCCUCGCGGGGGCCGUCGUCGCGGUUGCACCAGAGGAGGGCGGGAACCCGGCUCCGAUUUUUCAAGCUGGCCGCCGCCGCCGCCACCGCCCCCCGCUCCGCGUCGCCGUCGAUGGCGUCGUCGGGCGGGGACGAGUCGCCGUCGCCGGCCAAGCCGGUGCUCCUGCACGGGGACCUCGACCUCUGGGUCGUCGAGGCGCGGCUGCUGCCCAACAUGGACAUGUUCUCCGAGCACAUCCGCCGCUGCUUCGCCUCCUGCGGCACCGCCUCCUCCUGCGCGCCCAGGCAGCCCCCGCCCAACAGCCGCGGCGUCGGGGAGGCCGGCAGCCGCCGCCACCACCACCGCAGGAUCAUCACCAGCGACCCCUACGUCACGCUCUCCGUCGCCGGCGCCGUCGUCGCGCGCACCGCCGUCAUCCCCAACAGCCAGGAGCCGCGCUGGGACGAGCAGUUCUUCGUGCCGCUCGCGCACCGCGCCACCCUGCUCGACUUCCAGGUCAAGGACAACGACACCUUCGGCGCGCAGCUCAUCGGCACCGCCUCCGUCCCCGCCGAACGGGUCGUCGCCGCCGUCGACGAGGUCGAGGAGUGGGUCCCCAUCGUCGGCACCAGCGGCAAGACCUACAAGCCCCGCACCGCGCUCUUCAUCCGCUACCGCUUCCGCCCCUUCGCCGCCAACCCGGUGUACCGCCGCGGCAUCCCCGGGGACCCCGACCAGCAGGGCGUCAAGGACUCCUACUUCCCGCUCCGCCACGGCGGAAAAGUCACGCUCUACCAGGACGCGCACGUCAACGAGGGGGACCUGCCGGACGUCCAGCUCGAGCGGGGGAAGAAGUUCGAGCACAACCAGUGCUGGGAGGACAUCUGCCACGCCAUACUCGAGGCGCACCAUAUGAUCUACAUCGUCGGCUGGUCGAUCUACGACAAGGUCAAGCUGGUGCGCGAGCCGUCCUCGUCCAGGACGCUCCCGGAGGGCGGCGAGCUCACGCUCGGAGAGCUGCUCAAGUUCAAGUCGCAGGAGGGCGUGAGAGUGUGCCUGCUCGUCUGGGACGACAAGACGUCUCAUGACAAGCUCUUCAUCAAAACGGGUGGUGUGAUGGGAACGCAUGAUGAAGAAACUAGAAAGUUUUUCAAGCAUUCCUCAGUCAUCUGCGUUCUUUCACCUCGAUAUGCCAGCAGUAAGCUGAGCAUUUUCAAACAACAGGUUGUUGGGACAUUGUUUACACACCACCAAAAAUGUGUGCUGGUUGAUACACAAGCUUCGGGAAACAAGCGGAAAGUUACUGCUUUCAUUGGGGGCCUAGAUCUUUGUGAUGGGCGUUAUGAUACUCCUCAACAUAGGCUUUUUAAAGACCUUGACACAGUAUUUGAAAAUGAUUUCCAUAACCCAACAUUUUCGGCAGGCGCAAAAGGACCGAGACAACCAUGGCAUGACUUGCACUGUAAGCUUGAUGGACCAGCUGCCUAUGAUGUCUUGAAGAAUUUUGAACAACGCUGGAGAAAGGCAUCCAAAUUCCGUGAUCGAUUUAGGAAAGUAUCUCGCUGGAAAGAUGAUGCCCUGAUAAAGCUGGAGCGUAUCUCGUGGAUACUUAGUCCUUCACCUAAUGUUCCAAAUGAUCAUGUUAGUUUGCGGGUUUCAAAAGAAGAAGAUCCUGAAAAUUGGCAUGUUCAGGUAUUCCGGUCAAUUGACUCGGGCUCUCUAAAAGGAUUUCCUAGUGAUUGCAAAGAGGCUUCAAAGCAGAAUCUUGUGUGCCGAAAGAACCUCAUAAUUGAUAAGAGCAUUCACACAGCAUAUGUCCGGGCAAUCAGAUCAGCGCAACAUUUCAUUUAUAUAGAAAAUCAGUAUUUUCUUGGUUCUUCGUACGAGUGGCCAUCCUAUGUGAAUUCAGGUGCUGACAAUCUGAUACCAAUGGAAUUGGCCCUCAAAAUUGCAACCAAGAUUAGAGCUGGCGAACGGUUUGCAGUUUAUAUAGUCAUACCAAUGUGGCCUGAAGGAGUCCCUACCUCGGCCUCUGUGCAAGAAAUUCUUUUCUUUCAGGCUCAGACAAUGGAGAUGAUGUAUGGAGUAAUCGCACGAGAGCUCAAGGCCAUGAAUAUUGAGGAUGCACACCUUCACGAUUACUUGAACUUUUACUGUCUAGGCAAUCGGGAAGAACCGUCAACAGAUGGUAGCCCUGGGUCAGAUAAAUCUACAGAUAAAAGUGCAGCGGGCCUGGCUAGAAAACAUCGGCGGUUCAUGAUCUAUGUUCAUGCAAAAGGGAUGAUUGUAGACGAUGAAUACGUCAUUUUGGGCUCGGCAAACAUCAAUCAGAGAUCCUUGGCUGGCUCGAGAGAUACCGAAAUCGCAAUGGGUGCCUACCAGCCUCAUCAUGCAUGGUCUUCGAAGAAGGGUCAUCCUCACGGCCAGGUAUAUGGGUAUAGGAGCUCCCUCUGGGCUGAACACCUUGGUAUGGUUGAUGACCACUUCAAGGAACCUUCUAGCCUGGACUGUGUAAGAUUAGUGAACCAAAUAGCCGAAGAAAACUGGGAAAGAUUCGCGUCAGAAGAGAUGCAAACGUUGCAAGGGCACCUCCUCAGAUACCCGGUGAAGGUAGAGCCCGAUGGUAAGAUCGUCCCGCUGCCCGACCAAGAAUGCUUCCCCGACGUUGGCGGCAAGAUCUGCGGCGCUCCGACCUCGCUUCCUGAUUCGCUGACGAUGUAGCAUCACAGCACUGACUUCUCUUCAGGGUCCAAGCUGGUUCUUUUGCUCACCUGUAAAACCUCUCUGAAUGUCUUGUCUUGCCGACGGAUGGUAAUCUGUGAUCACACAUUGUGUGGCGUAUAGGGGAAAGCACGGGCUGUUCACGGUGCGUUGUAGAGUUGUGCCUUUGUAAGAUUUUUUCUACAGUAUGUACAUGGACAGGACAGGACAGGGUCAUUGAUAGUUUUUGACAUUUCUACUGCGAACUGUGCACGUACAAGGGGGUUCACAACCA